Molecule: messenger RNA, 900 nt
Organism: Penicillium egyptiacum
Lineage: Eukaryota; Fungi; Ascomycota; Eurotiomycetes; Eurotiales; Aspergillaceae
Source: the annotation of a GenBank genome assembly
AUGGAUCAAACCCACACACGAGCCCUGGAGGCUCUCCAACCAUUCAUCCACCUAGCCCGCUCCAACAGCGCAGGUACGCCUCGCUUUAUCGCCAACCUCAUCACAAAUGCCACCUCCAACGCGCAAACCUACGUCUUUGCAGAGCUGCUCGAGCUGCCGACGGUCCAAGCAUUACGGUCACCAGACACUCCAGCCGAGUUUCAGGGCUAUCUAAAGCUACUAGAGAUCUUCGCAUGGGGUACAUGGCAAGAAUAUCAGACGACCCCAAACCUCCCCGAGCUGAACACCGAACAAACCCUCAAACUCCGCCUCCUCUCACUCCUAACGCUCUCAACAACAAUUAAACCCCUCACCUAUAGCGCCCUGAUGACCGCCCUCAGCACCCCAACAAAAGCCGAGCUCGAAUCCCUCGUAACAACAGCCAUCUACGCCUCCCUGAUAACAGCCCGCCUGUCACCAGCCUCCAACCCUCCAUCCGUGAAUGUGACAGCCGUCGCCCCCCUCCGUGACGUCCAGCCCCAGUCCCUCCCUAAGAUGAUCGCCAACUUGAGCGAGUGGGAAUCGCGCUGCGGCGAGGUCGUCUCCGAUCUGGAGGCGGAGAUUGCACGGGUCAAGAGCGACGCUGCCAAGCGUGCCGCACGCGCUCAGGCACACAAUGAGGCCCUCGAGGAGGCUGUUAAGAGGAAGCAAAGUGCAGGGAAGAAGGGUGGUCGGCGCGGUGGUCGACUUGGUGCUGGCCUCGGGGGGAGUAAGAGGGAUGCAGACGAUAUUGAUGAAGACGAUGGGUUCUUUGAGACUUACGAUGGUGAGCAUGGCUCACGCAUGGAUAUUGAUGAGGCGCCUGGUGCUCGUGCGGGAAAUAGUCGGCAGCCGAAGCGGGUUUUGGGGCGCAAGUCUUGA